AUGAGCUUAUACAACAGGCUGAAGGCCGGAUGUCUGAAAAAGAAAGAACUAUUCGAAGAUUCGGAUUUUCCAGCUACACAAUCAUCUCUAUUUUAUCAUCAAACUCCUCCUUUUCAGUUCGUUUGGAAAAGACCUAAGGAUCUAUGCUCAGAGCCUAUCUUUGUGGAUGAUGCGCCAGAAAAACUAAAGCUAGUUUCUGGGAAAUUAGGAGAUCCUUGGUUUGUGUCUUGCGUGGGGUGUUUGGCAAGCACCCGGGGAUUGUUCUACCGCGCAGUUCCAGCCGACCAAAGUUUCUCUUCCUCCGAUUACGCUGGAAUAUUUCGUUUUCGAGUGUGGUGGUGCGGCGAAUGGAAAGAAGUGCUAGUGGACGAUCGACUCCCAUCAGUGGGCAAUAAACUCAUAUUUGUUCAUGGUGCGACUAGCAACACUUUUUGGCCUGCGCUUCUGGAAAAGGCAUAUGCAAAAUUACAUGGUUCUUAUGAAGCAUUGAAAUAUGGAUCGUCUCUCGACUGCUUGGCUGAUCUGACAGGAGGCAUUACUGAGAGCUUUUCAGUUGGUUACGACUCUAAUGCCUGCACGAAAGUUAUCAAUAAGCUGCUGAAAAUGACUACAAUAAUCACAGCUAUAACACCGAGGCAACCUCAACCUAGAAGUACUCAAGAGAAGUUGCCAAACGGUAUUCUUGCUGGAAUCAAUUACAGAAUUGUUAGCAUCCAAAAGGUACAAACAAAAGAUAAUUUAGAAAAAGUUCUUAUUUGGUUAAGGAACCCUCUUCAUGUUGAUAGCCAAUAUAAUGGAAAUUGUGAAGAUUUAUUGCAAAUGUCAAAUGAAACUUCCAAAGCUAGGAAUAAUGAUCAAUUCUGCAUGCCUGUAGAAGAAUUUGUGACCACGUUCACUACAUUCGAGGUAGUUCAUCUGGACGGAGAUACGAGUCGAGCUGAGAGUAGCCUCAAAAAUCGUGAUCCUUGGCACGUGAAACUUUGGCACGGUCACUGGCAAAAAGGUGUAAACGCAGGUGGAUGCAGGAAUCACUCUGAUACUUUUCAUGUAAAUCCUCAAAUGCAACUGGUAGUCGGAGAACCUCAAGAAAUGGUGAUUUGUCUUGCGCAACACAUUGUUUUGGAGCCUCGUGUCAUCGGCUUUAGUGUCUAUCAGAUGUCGAAACCAACAUCUGAUGUCCUUGGUAAAUCUUUCUUCAAAAUUAAUAAGUCCAUUUUGAAUUCACCCUACAGUAACAGUCGGCAGGUUUCAGUAAAAUGCCAUUUAGAGCAAGGUUGCUACGUGCUUCUUCCCACUACUUUUGAACCAUGCCACGAGGCGAACUACACCCUUCGAGUACUUUCAACAAAACCGAUACGAAUGAAACUUUUGGAUUUCAUACCCAGCAACAUGAAGCCAGCCAUCAUCCAAGCUCCAACAACAAAUGAAAAAGUCAGCUCCUAUGAAGCGGUCUUUUUACGUUUUGCGGAUGAGCACAAGACGAUAUCAGCUUUUGAGUUGCUUGAGCUCCUGGAAACCUGUCUUCCGAACGAUUAUGUAAAGAGCUGUGCAACGUUGGAAGUUUGCAGACAAAUAAUACUUGCCUUGGAUAAAAAUGGCAGUGGUCGACUCAAGUAUCAAGAUUAUAAAAAUUUAAUGUGCAGCUUGAAGCUGUGGCAAACCAUUUUUAGAAGCCAUAGCAGGGGCUCAUCUGGAAUUUUGAGAGCUGAAAAAUUAAGAGGAGCGUUGAUGGAUGUUGGUUUUCAAGUCAACGUAGAUGCCUUGUCACUCUUAGUUCUUCGUUACAUGCGAAAAGAUGGAACCUUAAGAUUUGGAGAUUUCGUACUGUGUAUACUGCAUUUAAUGGUUGCAUUUGGUACCUUUGAAAAGAAAGAUCUGUUACAAAAUGGAUUUGUUAAAACAACGCUCUCUGAGUGGUUACAAGCAUCUUUACAAUGCUGA
Uloborus diversus is the source of this 1941-nucleotide messenger RNA. RefSeq names its product calpain-C-like. The transcript is spliced from 17 exons. The record is from RefSeq and is a predicted model, not a curated record. Gene Ontology annotation, cellular component: cytoplasm. Gene Ontology annotation, biological process: proteolysis. Gene Ontology annotation, molecular function: calcium ion binding; calcium-dependent cysteine-type endopeptidase activity. Bases 1 to 1941 code for a protein of 646 amino acids. Lineage: Eukaryota; Metazoa; Arthropoda; Arachnida; Araneae; Uloboridae.